Molecule: messenger RNA, 1761 nt
Organism: Moesziomyces antarcticus
Lineage: Eukaryota; Fungi; Basidiomycota; Ustilaginomycetes; Ustilaginales; Ustilaginaceae
Product: cytochrome P450
Exons: 2
Coding region: 1-1761 (586 amino acids)
Molecular function (GO): heme binding; monooxygenase activity; iron ion binding
Source: RefSeq, a predicted model, not a curated record
AUGACAGGCGGCUCGUCGUCGAGGUCGUCCGCCCAGGCGUUGCUGGCGUGGGUGCAGCUGCAUCCGUUUGCGGCGCUCGCCACGCUCGUGGUGCUGUUCGUCACCUACAAACUCGCGCUCAAGCCGGUGCUCUUCCCCUCUGCGUUGCGCGACCUUCCGCGUCCGAAGCGCGCAUCCUACCUGCUCGGGCAGCGUCUAGUCGAAGCCAAGGGGCUCACCUACACCGACCCUGCCACCGGUGAAAGCGUCGAGGUGCGCGGUCCGGGCGAUGUGACCAAGCACUAUGCGCGCACGCUCGGCAGUGCGGUCUACGUCUUUCCCGAGCCGUUGGGCGGCGAGACGCUGCACAUCGCGGAUCCCUACGCGCUCAACGCGAUCCUGUCGGACAUCGACUCGUUCCAGUCCGACCUGCUGCGCUCGAGCAUCAUCGAGUUCAUCGUGGGCAACGGCAUCGUCACGCGCUACGGCGAUGCGCAUCGCAAGCAGCGCAAACUCAUGUCGCCCGCCUUCUCCCCCGCCCACCUCAAGGCGCUCACACCCACCUUUACCGCCUACGCCGAGCGUAUGUGCAACAACAUCGCAGCCGAGCUCGAUGCGAAGCGCGAAAAGAGCGUGGAUCUCGCCGAGUUUCUGGACUGCACCAUGCUGGACAUCAUCGGCAUGGCUGGGUUUGGAUACGACUGUCGCGCGCUCGAAAAGGGCCGUCAGGGCUCCGAGCUGUCGGCUGCGUUCAAUGCGGUCAAUCAGGCAGCCAUCGACUUUGGACCCGGUCGUGCACUUCAUCUCGGCCUCAGUGCGUUGCUCUACCCCAGGGCGGCGACGUGGCCGCUGUCCGAGGCCAACCGGCGCAUUGCCAAGGUGAACCGCGUCAUGGACAGGAUCACCAUGCAGAUCGUGGCAGACGCAAAACGCAGGGUGGAACAAGAGGGCGAGGAGAUCAGCGACAAGAAGGAUCUGCUCUCGCUGCUCGUCAAGAGCAAUCUCGGGGCUGGGGUGGCGGAUCGCAUGACGGACCGCGAGAUCGGCGGGCAGAUUCAGACCUUCAUGUUUGCAGGCUACGAGACGUCGAGCGUCACCACCUCGUGGGCACUCUACUUUCUCUCGCGCCAUCCAGAGGUGCAGCAAAAACUGCGCGACUUGGUCAGCGCUACCCUGCGCGAGCGCAAGGGUGUCGGGCUCGACGACCUUGUGCCGGCGGAUCUGGGCUACGACGACGUAUGGUGUGACGAGUUGAGGUAUCUCGACUGGGUGCUGGCAGAGACGCUAAGGCUGUGUCCGCCCGUGCCGGGAAACGACCGCGAGGCUGCACGCGAUGCCGUACUGCCCCUCAUGACCCCCGUCACACUCAAGGACGGGAGGAAGAUCUCGCAGCUGCGGGUGCCCAAGGGCGCGCGUGUGACCAUCGGCAUCAAAACCGUCAACUACGAUCCCAACCUCUUUGGCCCUGAUGCUGACGAGUUCAACCCGGACCGAUUCGCCAACCUCCCCCAAGCCCACGCCAACGCAAAAUUGCCGCCGUACAAUACUUACUCGUUCAUCGGCGGGCCCAAAUCUUGCAUUGGCGCCAAGUUUGCGCUGACCGAGAUGAAGGUGCUGCUCAUCGUGCUGCUGGGUCGCUUUGGCUUUGCACCCGUGCCCGGCGUGACGAUUCGCCAGCACCAGGCGCUCAUCGUGCGUCCGCGCGUCGAGUCGGCUUCUCAAGGUCCUGCUGCCGGCAUGCCGCUCAUCGUCACGCCGCUCUCCCACACCACCUCCUCAUAG